UGGACGCUGACGUGAGACAACCCCGAGCGUAGCACUGUGGCUGGCAAACAAAAUUUCAACUGAGCCACACUCCUCCUCGACUGAUCAACCCCUCGCUGGACUUAUCUAGAUGAACAGCGCCAACCUGUGAUGUGGCCUAAGCCCCUUCAUUCCAUCGGCCUCGGGGUGACAGCUCGAACAUUGACGGUGAAUCACACACAAGGUUCUCCUCCCAAAUCGCCACCCACAGCAUGUGCGCUCUGGAUCAACCACGGGCUGCGCAACACCCGUUUGUAGUAUCACCAGCCCCCAGAAGCCACUCCUGAGAAGGCCAGUCCGUCUCAAUACCAACACCCAGUGCAGCACCAACAAGUAGCAUACGAGCCUUACCAACCGCAGUACUCGAAUGCCACUGCCCCGCCCCAGCCCGGCGGCCCCGGGAACCCUCGGCGUCACCCGCGGCAUCGCCCUGGGAGUGCUGGCCGCCCUCGUCUUCUUGCUCCUCGCCGUUAUCGGCCUCAGCGCCGGUCUACAUGGACGCGUGUAUCGACGCGUGCGCGUCUCGAAGCAACUGCGCGGGCGCCAGCUAAGGAGUCAUCGACGGCGACCAGGGCCCCACGCACUUGUGCUGGAUGAAGACGAACCUGACAAAGUCCCAUAAGGCAAUAACUAGAGGACCGGGGGUUCGCGGUGCUUGUGCCAACAUCGGGCGGGAAGCGGGCCGAGGGCGUGCAGGUUGUUCCGAUGAAUCGAUCGUAGGUGCUAGCUGGACGGAAAAGAUGCGUGUUUUGUCUCGCUGUCCCGUAUCUCUCCGAGUUAGACACAGGAGUCGCGCUUGCUCGGUUUGGUCCGCGCUGACUUGUUGUGUCCUUGUGGGUGGUCCAUGCAGGAAGUCAACGAUCAUUCCAGCACCGUGGUUCAGCCGUGUUUGCCCUGCUACACGUCUGGGCCGCGGAUCCGUGCGCUUUCCGUCCGCGUUGGAGGUUGCGUC
This is a messenger RNA of Thermothielavioides terrestris NRRL 8126, 970 nucleotides long. RefSeq lists its product as uncharacterized. Bases 386 to 640 code for a protein of 84 amino acids. The record is from RefSeq and is a predicted model, not a curated record. Lineage: Eukaryota; Fungi; Ascomycota; Sordariomycetes; Sordariales; Chaetomiaceae. The transcript has a single exon.